AUGGGUGACUAUCUAAACCUUCCAAAAUCUCCAACUCAAUCAUCAUCGCCGCCACCACCACCGCCACCUCCUCCACAAGCUCCGCCAUCAACCAGAUCAAACAUGCCCAUGCUAUACUACGGUCUCGUGGUUGUAGCCACCGCUGCCAUCGUCCUUGCCAUCUACAACCUCAUAAUUGUACGGUGGUGCGCCAUACAAUACCGCCGCUCACGAGAUACUAAUCAUCACUUCGGUCCCCGGAGAAACGUUGCCACCCGAAACAAUAACAUAUCACUGCCACCGUCUUCCCUCUCCGGCGGCGGUUCCACCGUAGGUUUGACUGCGAGUUUCCGAUACAAAAAAGAAAUUGAGGGUACUAAUAUUAAAACCCAGUUGGAUUAUGACACCGAGUGCUCCGUUUGCUUAUCGGUUUUUGAAGACGGCGAAGAAGUCAGAAAGUUGCCGAGAUGUAACCACUCGUUUCAUGCUUCGUGUAUCGAUAUGUGGUUGUACUCUCACUCCGACUGCCCACUGUGUCGUAACUCGGUGGUAGAGCCACCGCCGCCACCGCCACAUGCACCGUCGCACCUACCUUUAACAUCACAACACCGGCAUACAGACUCGGCUUUAUCGGAGCAUUCACGGGAUGGAUUAUUAGAUAGAGCGAGCUUCUCUGUCUCUGUGGUUGGCAUUCGUGGGGCCUUUUCUAAGAAGAUUCUACAAAUUCUUUGA
Lactuca virosa is the source of this 711-nucleotide messenger RNA. The record is from the annotation of a GenBank genome assembly. Lineage: Eukaryota; Viridiplantae; Streptophyta; Magnoliopsida; Asterales; Asteraceae.